AUGCCCUGGCGAAAGUCGGACGCAUACGGCUCGCAGCCAUAUUCCGCCUUUUCUGACCCGAGUGGCUUCGAUUUUACCUUCGAUGUGGGCUCGGACAACUUCAUGAGCCCAUAUGCAUUCCCUCAUAUGUCGCCUGAUUCCGCAUGGACACCAACUUCGCAGCAGUUCGCUACAUCAGCUCAGUCAGAUUCGUUGUCUCCUCUAGAGAUCAACAACUUCACAUCUCCGACCCAGGAUCAGGAUCUUCAGUAUGCGCCAUCUACAAAUCCGUCUGUUCAUUCCGAUGGAAGUUCUCUCGCCGCUUUUUCCGUUCGCCAGUCUUACCUAGACCAGCAGAAGCCCUCGACGCAGCUACUUGAUCCCAGUGACCUAUCUCACGGUCAAAAACGCAACGCUUCAUUCCUGGACUUCGAAACCCCUCAAGUUCCUGCCGAACGUAAUGGUGAUCAACAACAGAGCUUGACUACCCCUUCGACAUCAUCCCCGGCUGUGGCUAUCAAAUCGCGACAGAGCUCUAGCGCUGGUAGUCCCGAGGACGCCUCUCAGACUUCUGACGCUGCUGCUGCUCGCGUCCGCACAACAGAUUCUGCCAAAGUACGACACAAUAUCGUAGAGCGACGAUAUCGCGAAAAUAUCAACGCACAAGUCGAUGUACUGCGUGAAAGCAUUGUCGCCACGGUUCACUCGAAAGAGGAACAGCAAGGUGGAUCGGCGUCUCGGUUGGGAGCCGACGAGCUCAAAAGACUCACCAAAGCCGCUGUCAUCGCAGCAGCCACGAAACAAAUAAGGCGCGCAAGGACCGAGAAUGAGCGUCUGCUGGACGAACAUCGCUCUCUCCAGGCCCAGAUUCGAGAACUCGAGAGUCUGGUCAAGUGCGGAGAUUGUCCGCUUAUGAAGCUGACUGUCGACCUCAGUCUGGAAAGCCCGACUCAGCCACCUUGA
Molecule: messenger RNA, 942 nt
Organism: Aureobasidium vineae
Lineage: Eukaryota; Fungi; Ascomycota; Dothideomycetes; Dothideales; Saccotheciaceae
Source: the annotation of a GenBank genome assembly